This is a messenger RNA of Trichoplusia ni (cabbage looper), 1956 nucleotides long. RefSeq lists its product as uncharacterized. Gene Ontology annotation, molecular function: serine-type endopeptidase activity. Gene Ontology annotation, biological process: proteolysis. The record is from RefSeq and is a predicted model, not a curated record. The coding region runs from base 844 to 1890 and encodes 348 amino acids. NCBI's taxonomy places the organism in Eukaryota, Metazoa, Arthropoda, Insecta, Lepidoptera, Noctuidae. The transcript has a single exon.
UUUAUAAAAAUAUAAUUUUUAGUAAAUAUAAUUUCAAUUUUAGUUUUUCUUGUCGCUCAAGUAGUAAGUACAUACUGAUUUACAGUCUUUUUUUUGUUUCAAAAAGAAAGAAGAGCUUUGUUUUUGAAACGACUCCCGCACUAAGGAAAUAAAUCAUUAGUCAUCAAAAAUAACGUACAAAUCACAUGCACAAAGGCACCCAGACUCAGAACAAGCAUUCGUGGAUUACACAAAUGCUUAUCCUACAAGGGGAUCGAACCCGCGACGCGGCUGAGUUAAAGCUGAGUGGUCCAUAUUGACGGACAUGCAGAGGAUCGCAGUAGUUAGCUAACCUUCUCCACUGAUUUUCAGCCCCUAAGUUCCUUCCACUUUACUAUUAAUAAUAUAUUAAUGAGAAAUAAUAAUUUUAGUAAUAUCAAAAUUUCUAAGUCAACUACCACGAAAUGCGGUGUCAGCCUAACUAUAAAUGAUGGCCAGAACUGGUAUUGGAAAGACAACUUAUGAAUUUCAUAUGAUUCCUCACUAGACCUUCGAUGAAUAAUAUACAUCCACUAAUUAACAUCGCGUGAAGCCAGUGUCGUUGUUUUUUAAAAGCUUGUCCAAAAUUUAGAAGUUUUAAUUUUAGAUUUAUUUUAAAUAAAAUCUGUUCAAACCAUAAGGUCACUGCUACUGCUACAUUUGGGUACGUAAUGAAUGAAAUCAAAGAGCUCGAAUGCAAAACUUAGAUCAGUAUUUUAAUUUCCUGGCAGCUUAUACAAAACGACACAUUAAAGAAGGAAAUGAGAAAUGAUAGAAACGAAAAAAGAACUAGAAUUUUCCUCUUGGAUGAAUUAGAAUAUUUUGAUGAUGAAGACUGAAUUUGUUUUUCUGCAAUUUUUGGUUUGUGUUGUAUUUGUAUUUAGUUUUAUAGCUACUUGUGCUGGUGAAAAUGUGAAGAAAAGUGUUGAUGAGAACAGAGACGAAAAUGGCGAAACUAACGAUGAAUCUAAAGAUGAAUCGUUGGACAUCCCUGUUGAAAGUGAACCCAACAAUAUUACCUGUACACGAAGGCAAAAUAGCCAAAUGCAUGAAAUAAAACCAGCCCAACACAGGCAGUUUCCAUUUAUGGUUGCUAUAAUGUCUCAACAAAAUGAAUAUUUGUGUUCCGGUGCUGUUGUAUCCAAUGGAUUGAUAUUAACAACAGCUAAGUGUACACAACUGCCUGUAAGUUACGUAAUGUUAAAUACGACCACCGAUAAGAAGGACGAUACCACAGUUUCUCUGCAUGUAAUAAAAAGUGAAAGAUUCCCUACUUUCACUGGAAGUGAAUCUUUAAAAGAUGUUGGUGUUGUAUACACAGAGAAACACAAUUCCAGCGUUGCUUCAAAAAUAACUCUCAGUAAUUUCACAAAUCCUCGUCAAAUACUUGAUGUUGUUGGCAUAGGGUUUGGAUUAAAUGCAGACAUCGGGCAAACUAAAGAACUUCAGUUCGUUGGCAUGGAGAAUCGCUCUCCCGAAGAAAUUACAGAAGUUUUGAAAAUAUAUUUUGACUGCGUUGAAACUAAGGUAGUUACCUGUUUCAAAGAUACUGGUGGUCCUGCAGUAUUUAAUAAUGAGCUUAUCGGUAUCAUUAUAAGAGGCCAAGACGAAUGCUCGAAAGAAAUGUCCGCCACGUACGCUGUAAACAAGAGGAUGGUCGAUGUUUUGCCAUCAUACACUUUUAAGGCUUGGCUGGAUGAAAAAAUUAAGAAGAACGACGAGCAAGAACAAGUUGCCUUAGUAGUUUACCCGUCUCCUCCCGCGUUGCGGUCGGACCAUAGUGUGCAUAAAAUGAUGAGUUCUGGGAUACGACUUAUUGCUAUUCCAACACAUGUUUUUACGGGAUGCUUGUGCAUCUUGGCAUGUUAUUGAUAUUUUUCCUAUAUUUUAAAAGUGAAGAAAAUUGUUCGUGAGUUUUCAAUAAAAAAAAUUCAGGUC